CGCGAACGAUUUUUUUUUCUUAUUAAAUAUACUUUGCUACUGAUAAAAUCAUUAAUUAAUUUUCAUAAAAUAAUUGUCGAGCUCAUUUUUCGCUUUUUACCGACAAAAAUAAAAUUAACCGAGCUCAUUUGCAUCUUUUCAGAGUAUAAAUUAAUUGCCGAGCUCAAAUAUAUCAUUUAUAUAAAUAAAACAUAAUUUUAUUAUAACCGAGCCCAUUUCUAUCAUUUUAAAGCCAAUUAAAUAUACCGAGCUUAAAUAUUUCGUCUUUCCGAGCUCAUUUAAUUUUGCGUCCAAGAUUUUUUAUCAUCUUGUGUGAACACACAAAGUUUGAAUGAUUAAAGUUAUCUGAGGAAGAUGGCAGCACAUGUAAUCAUGAUACUUUAAUUCUAAUUACAGAUGUAAGAUAUCUGUUCGAAUCUGUGUAUUAUAGCGUGAUUUUUAAUAUUUUCAGAGCAACAAACUAUUAUAACAAAUAACCAUAAAGAUGACGUCUUUAAUCCGUCCAACAGUAAUGUUAAAACAAUAAAAGUAGAGAAAAAAAAGGCAGCAAGUAGUAUUUUGAAAAAUGUGAAUAAUGCAAGUGAAAUAUUUAAAAAAAAAACAAAUCGUCAACAGCGAAAACCAGCGAAAAAACAAUUGAGACAGCCAGAAGAACAACAUAUAGAGCUAGAAUGUAGCCAUGAAAAACUUCAGAAUGAAAAUCAGAUCAAAUCAGAAGAUGAUUUUAAGAUGAACGAUGAAGGUUGUGAAAUAAUGAAAUUAAUCGAUAAAAUUGAUCCUCAAACAAUUAUGAUUAAAAAACGGAAUGCCAAACUACUUGAUUAUGGUAAGAUUUUCGUAACCAAUAAACGUAAAACUCAAAAAAAAAAAUCUGUUAAUGAGCAACAAUUCAUAGAUGAAGAUCAAGAUACAACAACUAAGAGACUUAUUUCUGAAUGUAUUACAAAUUUACCAUUCGGUGAACAAAAUAUUUUGACGAUUAAUCGUAAUGGUUCAUUAUUCUAUUGUAUCGAAGAUUUAUACUACAAAUCGUUCUCAUCAUUAUGUACAUGUGAUGAAUAUGUUAGUUUAUUGUUUUGUCUACCAUUAUCGCCUCGUAACACUAUCAUUCAUCACGUAACAUUAACAGAAAAAAUGGCUAUAGAAUCGUUAAAAUUGAUUAAAAAAUUUAAUGAUAUUAAAUAUCGUCUAAUAUCAAUUGGUUAUAAUGAAUUUCUACAAAAAUUAUUAGCGUUAUUAAAAGGCAUGUCGAGAACAAUAAUGGCAAUGACAGAAGAUGAACAAGAAAAGAAGCAAAUAGUAACACGUGAACAACGUUUAAAGAAGUUAAUGGAUGAACUCCGAGAUUGGAAUUCAACAAUGAAAUCUAGAAGGCAACAGACAUCGACGUCAACGAAUGAUACCGGUCCAUUUGAACAUUUUUCCUCGUAUCGCGAUUUUCCAUAUCUUGAUGGUGAAGCAUUAACAUCACAUCAUUCACAACCUAAUCUCAAAUUUGAAACAACACCAAGUUUGCAAACAAGUGGAAUGACAACAAUCACCAAUGAUAUUAUUGAUCGAUUUCGCUUAUCACCGACAUCACCGUCAGUUAAGAGUGACGAUUUAACUUCUGCUCCUGUAAAGCGGAUAAAAAUUAUUAAAAAAAAAUCAGCGCAGAAACAAGCAAUUACACCACCAGUAGAACCGUCGGUUGCAGUAGAAAAUGAUUCAUUUUCAAAACAAUUGCCAACUACUCAGACUCAGCCACAAUUUGGUAUUUAUAUUUUCGGUAAUGUAAGCUGUAACAUCUAUUCAAAUAAAACAUAUCAAAAUCAAUUGACAACAACAACAAAUGAACAAUCACUAACUUCAAUGUCCACAAAAGCAUUAAAAGAUAAUUUCGAAUAUUAUAAAUCAAACAAGUCAAAACUUCAUCAAGAAAAGCAUAAUGAUUAUUCUCAUCCGAUAAUACAACAGGAAGAUUAUUUACGAGUUAAUCAAUUACAAGAUAGAAUAAAUGAACCAUCGAAUGACUGUUAUGGUGAUAAUAAUAGUGGUAAUAAAAAAUCAGUAAAUGACCAGAGUUUAAAUACUGUUAAAAGCCAACAGAAACAAAAAAAUAGUAUUUUCACCUCGCCACACAAACAAACUGCAAUGAAGCACAUGCAAAAUCAAUACAAUAGAUACCAUCGUUUGCCGUAUAAACGAAAUGGACAUUUGAAAAAUAAUUCAACUACACCAAAUUCAGCAGCAAUCAAUACAAAAAGUGAACCGACAAGCACAAAGUUAUUAGUUAAUAAACAAUCUGAAGAAACACCUGUGAUGGUUGGACAAGUAUCAGUGGAUGAUAAUCAACGAACAAAAUUAACAAAUAAUACAUCGCAUCAUAAUGUACCAUUUAAACGACGUAUAUUAAAUUCUUAUAAUAGUGAUACGAGCGAUAACAAUGAAACAUUGGAUUCGCCUUCUAUCGAAAGUAAACGUGAAUCGGCUAUUAAUAAUAAUAUAACAGAAAUUUCUAAUCCGAUAUUUUCCCAAAAAAACACAACAUCAUCAUCAUCAUCAUCGUCAUCAUCAUCAUCAUCAUCAAUGAUAAACUUUAACACAACCGCUCAAUCACGCUCUAAAUAUCGUUCGAAUAUGGAUGGACGUCGACUAACUACGUUAUCAUCUGAAAAUAAUAAUCAACAUGUGAAGGAACAUUUGAAUGGAAAAAAUACUACAGCAUCAAUAAAACGAUCAAAUAGUCUACCGAUAUGUCAUAAUAAAAGUUGCACAAGUACUACUAGUCAACCUUCGAAUAGCGGAUUCGUAAAAAGCUUAGAUGAUUCUAAUUUAGACAAUUCAAACACAAACAAUAGUAUUCCUAAUAUAACAAAAAUAAAAGAAGAACCUAUUGAUAUCACCGAAGAAGCAUAUCCAAUGAUUGUGGAUGUCGAAGAAAAUGUUUAUGAGGUCGCGACAAGUCUAAAAAAACAAGAGAUGUUGCAAAGUCUUGAGGUUCGUAGCAUGAUUCAUAAUAUCACUCAUUCAAUAUCAUGCACACCGGAAGAAACAAGAAAAACAUUUCGUCAAGAUUUGGGUACAUCUGAAUCAGAUCGACAGUGUCCAAAAACAUCCACAUUGCCUACAACAAUCUCAUUAGCACCUUCGUCGUCUGAAAAGCCAAAUUUACAUUUGAUAGAGCAAAGAAAGAAUUCUCUCUCAAAAAUUUUGAUACCAAAUAAUUCUAUUUUACCUGGAACAACCUCAAUGGCAAUACAUGACUCGCGACGAUCAUCACAUUCAAAUUUAUCUUCUAUGAGAAUGGUGAUAACAUCGCCAACAUCUCUACCUGACUACUUUACAAGACUACAGACUACAGCUUCAAAUGAUUUGUUGAAUCAGAAGCGAUCAUCUGAACAAAUACCAAAACCUAAACCAGAAACGGCAACAACAUUAGCUGAUCCCUAUUGCUAUUCACGUGACAUUCCAACAACAACAACACCGCCACAACUUCGACAAACGUUGCCGUUAACAUUGAAUGCUUCAAAUCAUCACCAGCAACAUUAUUGUUAUCAUCAGCCAUCUACUCGGCCAGCAUGGGCCAAUCAAAAUCUAUAUAAAUAUACACAGUAUUCAAAUCAAACGGAUCCUCAUCACACAGAAUCCAAUUUUUACUUAUCCAGACAGUCGCCAUCGACUUCUCAUCAUCAGAGUUCAAACGCAACAGUAUCUACUAUUCAAAAGCCAACGUUUACAUCAACAAACCACAUGCAUCCGUCAUAUUCACAACAUACGCCAUUUACCAUACCUACCGGAGCUCCACAACAUACAACUUACGAAUCAAAAGACCUUUCUUGUACCUCUUGUAGCCAAUCCAUUCAUUCAGCGACUGCACCACAAUCCACAUAUCCAAGUUGCUGUCAUUUGCCAGAAGAAAAGAUACAAAUAUACCGACAAAAUUCAAUUUCACAAACACAUCCACCUAAUGCCAAACGCACUAUGUCAGAAAUUCAUCAUAUGAGUCAACCGAAACAACAGCGUCUCGAUAAUCGACAACAAAAUAAUUCGUAUAUGACAACUGCUCAGAAACCAUAUGGCCAUAAUGUACACGAUAAUAAUAAUUAUUUACAUAAUAAUUUUGGUCAUCAAAUGUCGUCUGACUCAUUUAAUACCAAGCCUGGAAUGGUUGAUACUCAAACAUCAAAAAACACGUCUUGGACUACUCAAACCGCCACUAAUACUCAUUCAGAGUUCAAUUAUCCUCAACAUACACUAUAUCAACAUGAUAUUCCUCGAAAUGGUUUAAAUGGCAAUCAACAACCAUCACUAAUUUAUAAUCAAUGUACAAAAACACCAUCUUCAUACCAUAGUCAACCAUAUGUUCCAUUAACUUUCAAAAGCAAUAUUCAACAACAUUCAGUAUUAUCUUCGCCAACUUCAACAGCAACUACAGACAUAAAUAAUCCACAAUUUACUGCGCGUAAAGCUCACUCAAGUUUAGUACCAUUGCCUACAUCACUAAAUUCUAAAAGAACUAUUUUUUCCUGUUCUACACCACCAGUAACAAGUACUACUGGUGUUUCGUCAACUUUAGUAAAAACUAAAAAUCCUAUUAAUAAUAAUUUUGGUAACAAUAUUCAAAGUUAUCAACAACUCCCAUCAUCAAUACCACAUCCUCCCCAACAACUACAACGUGCUGAACCAAAAUCAGUCGAAUUAACAUUACCUGUUUGUCGUACAAAAAGUGUUGAUCUUCCAAAAGCAAUGUCAGCUAGAGAUUGCAGUGAAAUAGAUAGCAUUGCAAAACUAGUCAUAAAACAUUGUAAAACCAUAAGCAAUAAAGAAAUUACGUCAACUGGACAAUUAUUUCCGUCGUGGUUUGAUGAACCAGACUAUCGUUGUGUUCACUGUUUCAAUUGUGAUCAAGUAUUCACUCCACAAGAGUUUAUGAUGCAUAAUGAUGACCCAUUGACAAAAAAUUUGCCCGUACAACAUAUGUCGUCAAUUCAAUUAUUAACGUCAGAAAAAAUUUCGGAACAAAAAGUGAAUUGGUGGAAUCAGUUUUGUACACGUUUAACACUCUAUGCAAGUAAAUUCAAUGAUCAAAAAACAGUAACAAAAGAUAAUAAGGUAGGUUAUGGUUAG
Didymodactylos carnosus is the source of this 5109-nucleotide messenger RNA. The record is from the annotation of a GenBank genome assembly. NCBI's taxonomy places the organism in Eukaryota, Metazoa, Rotifera, Eurotatoria, Philodinida, Philodinidae.